Myripristis murdjan (pinecone soldierfish) is the source of this 2397-nucleotide messenger RNA. Its product is annotated as protocadherin alpha-3-like. The transcript has 2 exons. Gene Ontology annotation, biological process: homophilic cell-cell adhesion. Gene Ontology annotation, cellular component: plasma membrane. Gene Ontology annotation, molecular function: calcium ion binding. The record is from RefSeq and is a predicted model, not a curated record. Bases 1 to 2397 code for a protein of 798 amino acids. Lineage: Eukaryota; Metazoa; Chordata; Actinopteri; Holocentriformes; Holocentridae.
AUGAAACAAAGAGGAUGCACGGCAUCGAGGCAGCGGCAGUGGUGGGUCUCCGUCAUGUUUGCACUGGAUCUUUUAUGUAGCGGCGCUUCAGCUCAGAUCAGAUAUACGAUAUCUGAAGAGGUCAAAGAGGGAACUGCCGUUGGGAAUAUAGCUAAAGAUUUAGGUCUAGACAAAACCACAUUAAAAAAUAGAGGAUAUCGCAUUGUAACAGGUUCAACGGAACCCCUCUUUCAGGUAAAUCAAAAUGAUGGUAUCUUGUACGUGAAAAGAAACAUAGACAGAGAGGAGGUAUGCGAACGCAGCAGUUCGUGUUUGAUCAAUCUGAAAACCGUGUUAGAAAACCCAUUGGAGAUUCAUUAUGUGAUGGUAGAAAUUCGUGAUGUAAACGACCACUCUCCUAGUUUUCCGGAGAAGGAGAAAAGGCUUGAGAUAUUUGAGUCCACUUUACCAGGAGCGAGAUUUCAGUUGCAAGCUGCGCGCGACCCCGACGUAGGCCAGAACUCCAUUCAGCAAUAUAAACUUAGCCAUAAUGAACAUUUCAAAGUAGAAGUCAAGGAUAGAGGUGAAGACCGUAAAGUACCAUUUUUAGUUCUGCAGAAGCAGUUAGACAGAGAGACUGCUGCAGUCCAUAGGUUUCUUCUAACGGCGAUUGAUGGAGGGAAACCUGUGAAGUCGGGCACUAUAGAAAUACUUGUGGAUGUUCUCGAUGUUAAUGACAACUCACCUGUGUUCACUAAAGAGCUUUUCUCUGUCACUUUGAGGGAAAAUGUCCCGGUUGGUACGACGGUGAUUCAGGUAAAUGCAACCGACUUAGAUCAGGGUGCAAACGGCCAAAUAUUGUAUUCAUUUGGAAAUGAGGUUGAUCAAAAAAUAAUGAAUCUCUUUAGUGUGGACCCAGACACUGGUGAAAUUCAAGUGACAGGUUUGGUAGAUUUCGAGGAAAGUAAGAGUUAUGAAAUUGAUAUACAGGCAUCUGAUAAGGGUUCAGUUCCUUUAACGGCUGAUAAAAGCGUGUUGAUAACUGUAGUCGAUGUUAAUGAUAAUGCUCCAGAGAUAGAAGUGACAUCUUUUUCCAGUUCCAUCGCCGAGGAUUCGAGAAUCGGAACAACUGUUGCCCUGAUUAGUGUCAGUGAUUUGGACUCUGGAAUCAAUGGAAGAGUCAUUUGCACAAUCAGAGAGGAUGUGCCUUUUACUUUGUCGGCGUCACUACAAGACAACUUGUAUGCUGUCGUCACCAAGUCGCAUUUGGACAGGGAGAAAAAAACUGAAUAUGAUAUUACAAUAGUCGCUAAGGACACGGGUGACAUAUCUUUGUCAUCUGAAAGAACAAUAAGCGUCGUUGUAUCAGAUGUAAAUGACAACAGUCCAGAAUUUUCAUCAAGCCCAUAUACGUUUUAUGUUAGUGAGAACAACGCUCCUGGAGCCUCGGUAUUUUCAGUGAAAGCAUCUGAUCGUGAUGAGAGUGAUAAUGCUCUUAUUUCAUACCAAAUUCUGAGAGAUGCAAGUGAUGAUAACAAACUGACCUCGUUUCUUAACAUCAAUACUGAAAACGGAAACAUCAUGGCGUUAAAAAGUUUUGACUUUGAGACUCUGAAAACCUUCCAGUUCCAAGUUGUUGCCACAGACUCUGGAACUCCAUCACUGAGCAGCAACGUCACAGUGAACGUGUUCAUUCUGGAUCAGAACGACAACGCUCCAGUCAUCUUAUAUCCACUCAGCGCGAACGGUUCUGCUGAAGGUGUGGAGGAGAUUCCCCGCAAUGUGAACGCAGGCUACUUGGUGACUAAAGUGAGAGCAUAUGAUCCAGAUAUAGGAUAUAACGGCUGGUUGUUAUUUUCACUGCAGGAAGUGAGUGACCACAGUCUGUUUGGUUUGGACCGCUAUACAGGACAGAUAAGAACACUUCGCUCAUUCACAGAGACAGACGAGGCUGAGCAUAAACUGGUCAUACUGGUGAAAGACAAUGGGAACGUUUCCCUCUCAGCAACAGCUACUGUGAUUGUCAAGGCUGUAGAGCCCAAAGAGGCUUUUGCAGCUGCUGAUGUCAAAAGUGCAGCAAAAGUUGAAGAUGAGACUAAUGUGACAUUUUAUUUGAUAAUAACUUUGGGCUCAGUUUCAACACUGUUUCUCAUUAGUAUCAUUGUUCUGAUUAUAAUGCAGUGCUCCAAACCUACUGACUAUUCAUCUAAGUAUCUACAAGACACACAUUAUGAUGGGACACUGUGCCACAGCAUUCAGUACAGAUCUGGAGACAAACGGUACAUGUUAGUUGGACCCAGAAUGAGCAUAGGAUCUACUAUAGUCCCUGGCAGCAAUGCGAAUACUCUCGUUCUCCCGGACAGGAGACAGACAUCUGGAGAGGUAAGAAACAAAUUCACUAUGAAUAUACCGUCUUAG